AUGAUACACCCUCUAUUUUCUGCCUCGCAGGCGCUUGCCAACCUGUUUGGGGAUCCCCGCAAUGCACCGGGGUUCGUUCUGAAGCCGCGGGAGGACUAUGACCCUGAAACCAAGGAGAGGAGGUACACCACGCCGGAGACGGGGACAUGGUGGCCUGAGGCGCAGGUGAGGGACAGAGGUGAGGGACAGAGGUGGGCGGACAGAGGAGAGGAGGUGUGA
Messenger RNA from Closterium sp. NIES-65, 219 nucleotides. Lineage: Eukaryota; Viridiplantae; Streptophyta; Zygnematophyceae; Desmidiales; Closteriaceae. The record is from the annotation of a GenBank genome assembly.